This is a messenger RNA of Medioppia subpectinata, 353 nucleotides long. NCBI's taxonomy places the organism in Eukaryota, Metazoa, Arthropoda, Arachnida, Sarcoptiformes, Oppiidae. The record is from the annotation of a GenBank genome assembly.
GUACAGUGUAGUGAGUAUUAGUGAUGACUGCACUGUAUAUUGUAAGUUGUUUUGGUGUGAAAGGCGUUGUCAUUAAAGGUGUGAUAAUUUGUCCAUUAAAUCGGUGUUUGCGACCAAUUCAUCGUCCAUUCACUCAUAGAUAGUGACAAUUAGGCCAUCAAUUGAUUGAUCGUUAGAUUGGGUGACAUAUCGCGAAAAUGGUGGUCAAAGUACUCAUAUCUGGCAUCUCUGCGUCCAAAGAGAUUAAGAAAUACCAACAAAGGGCUCAAAUGUUAUUGGACUCACUGAAGAUCGCAUACCAGGCCAUCGACAUCACUGAACCCGGACAUGAAGACGAGAAGGAGCUGAUGAAG